AUGUUGUCAAACCCAUUAUAUCCAACUGCUCCAAUUCAGAACACUCCACAUCAUUCUCUUUCUAUGCAUGCCCAGACCUGCAAGGAAGAGGCCAGAGAGAAGAUAACUUCGACUUCUAGCACUGUGGAAACAAGUAAUGUUGGAUCAGUUCUUGAGAGAGACAACACAAAGGAGGGUUCGAAGGUUCUUGGAGAUUAUUUGAUGAAUGAUGAGGAAAGGGCCUUGAGACUUAGGGGUAAUGCUGUUCGAAUUGGCUCAAGAAAGUCUCAAUUAGCUGUUAUUCAGUCCGAAAUAGUUGCUAAGACUAUCAACGAAAUAUAUCCUCACAUCAGGACUCCAGUCAUCAAGGUCAGCACAUUGGGCGACCAGAUUCAGAGUAAACCAUUGUAUACCUUUGGUGGUAAAGCUCUAUGGACGAAAGAACUUGAGGUGCUACUCCUGGAAAGUGUUGGUGAUUUUCCUCAGAUUGAUAUGAUUGUUCAUUCUUUGAAGGAUAUGCCAACCGUGCUACCUGAUUCAUUUGAAAUAGGAUGCAUUCUGGCUCGCGAGGAUCCUAGAGAUGCGCUCAUUAUGAAAGCCGGUUCGCCAUACAAAUGUUUGGCAGACUUACCUGCCGGUUCUGUUGUUGGAACUUCAUCAGUGAGAAGAUCGGCUCAACUUCUCAAAAACUACCCACACUUGAAGUUUAACUCUGUUAGGGGUAAUGUCAACAGUCGGAUUAGAAAGCUAGAUGAUCCUGAAUCCGAAUUUAGCUGUCUUAUUCUUGCUGCUGCAGGAUUAAUUAGGCUCGGCUUACGUUCUAGGAUUACGAAAUAUUUGGGACCCGACGAGAUGUAUCAUGCCGUCGGUCAGGGUGCUCUAGGUGUUGAAAUAGUCAAAGGUAACAAAAGACUGGAAAAAGUCUGUCAGAAGAUCAGCUCAUAUUCAACCACGUUAGAGUGCAUUGCUGAAAGAGCCUUGAUGAGAACAUUAGAAGGUGGCUGCUCUGUUCCUGUUGGAGUUUGGACCACUUUCAACAAGGAAACAAACACUUUGGAUCUCAAAUCAAUUGUGCUCAGUCCGGAUGGAAAGGAGUCUGUGACUGACGAGGUUGUUGCAAAAGUUACCAACUCUAAUGAAGCUAUGGAGUUGGGUAAUGAGAUUGGAAGAAGACUUAUCAAGAAGGGUGCCAAGAAGAUAUUGGAUGCCAUCAACUUUGAUAAGAUCAACGAAAUGAAACAGGCAGGAAUCGAUCACAGAAAUGCCAAGGGCAAGAAAUGA
Messenger RNA from Brettanomyces bruxellensis, 1260 nucleotides. RefSeq lists its product as uncharacterized. NCBI's taxonomy places the organism in Eukaryota, Fungi, Ascomycota, Pichiomycetes, Pichiales, Pichiaceae. Gene Ontology annotation, biological process: heme biosynthetic process. The record is from RefSeq and is a predicted model, not a curated record. The coding region runs from base 1 to 1260 and encodes 419 amino acids. The transcript has a single exon. Gene Ontology annotation, cellular component: cytoplasm. Gene Ontology annotation, molecular function: hydroxymethylbilane synthase activity.